Molecule: messenger RNA, 483 nt
Organism: Theileria equi strain WA
Lineage: Eukaryota; Apicomplexa; Aconoidasida; Piroplasmida; Theileriidae
Product: signal peptide-containing protein
Exons: 1
Coding region: 1-483 (160 amino acids)
Source: RefSeq, a predicted model, not a curated record
AUGAAAAUUUCCGCCUUGUUUUUCUUGGUUUCUAUCAUUGGAAUUUCUAGUUGCCAUGGUUGGAAUUGUUUGGGUGAAAGUAGCACUGAAAAUGCGGAUGAUGAAACGGACGACAAGAGGUUUGAUGUAUCAAAACCAGACACUUCAAAGGCACCAUUAAAUGCAAAAGGCCAAUGUGAACGUGGAUACAAACCGAAGAAUCAAAAUAUCAAACAAAUUGUUGAUGGAGGUAUUCCCGUAUGGACUGCAAAAGACGAAGAAUAUUGCUCAUAUAUUGUAAUACAUUCACCAGAUAAGAAUACCGGACCAGAUAGCAUUGUCAUAUCCUUGAAUGGAGAUAGGAAUAACACAAAGAAAUACUACAAGGACGCCGGAAACUGGAGAGAAGUAAUUAAACCGGAAGGUAGCUCAACCGGUACUUCUAAACCGGAUGAUAAAGGAAACGAGUCCGACGGUAAGGAUGGGAAAAACGAUCGACAUUAA